This is a messenger RNA of Saccoglossus kowalevskii, 736 nucleotides long. RefSeq names its product chondrolectin-like. Lineage: Eukaryota; Metazoa; Hemichordata; Enteropneusta; Harrimaniidae. The record is from RefSeq and is a predicted model, not a curated record.
GUAGGGAUUCUUAGUUGGACAAUCACACUAUACGAAGUUCGUAACGUUAAACUGAAGACAUGGAACUAGUUAUUAUAUUACUAGGUUUUAUCGCAGUAUCAACAGCGAAUCAUGUGACAUUGACGGAAGAGUUUCACGGAUGUAUUCCGACUGUGUCGACAUGCGCAACACUCCAGAAACGUUACGAGAUUUACUGUGAACAAGAUGCAAAUGAUCGUCCAUAUCGUCAAAAAGCUCAAGAAUUCUGUGAGAGUCGUGGUGGCACUCUCGCCGAUAUAAAAAACCGUGCUGAGGAUGCAGAAAUUAGAAAGUUUAUCUAUGCUAAUAAAAUGGAUUCUCCAGAAUGCGUACGAAACUUUGGUUUUUGGAUAGGAUUGCAAGAUGGCGAUGGCGCAGAUGAAGGAGUAUACAAGUGGGGAGAUGGAACCACACCUUGUUACGGAAACUGGGCAAAAGAUAAUCCUAACAACAAUGUAAAGAAAAAUGCAACAAGUGGUCAAGACUGUGUUCAGUUAUGGGCCCGGCCUGGCAAAGGACUAUUGUGGGAUGACGAAUAUUGUGACUACCGUCCAAAGGGGAUUGUGUGUCAGUUUAUUGACGAAUGUGGCUGUGAACUUGAAGCAAGUGUUUGAUCUGAUUGCACAACAUUUGACUCCCGAAGGUGAUACUGACAAAGAAUUCCGUGGCAGUAGUUGAUGAACAUGUAACAAUAAAAAUUACGUGCAUUAAAUAGUAA